This is a messenger RNA of Diversispora eburnea, 357 nucleotides long. The record is from the annotation of a GenBank genome assembly. NCBI's taxonomy places the organism in Eukaryota, Fungi, Glomeromycota, Glomeromycetes, Diversisporales, Diversisporaceae.
AUGGACGAUCCGAAUGAAGAUACUGAAUGGAAUGAUAUUUUACGGGCUAAAGGAAUUUUACCUCCAAAACCAGGUCCAACUGAAGAAGAAAUUUUCGAGGAAUUAGAUAGAGAAAUUAAAGAAAAACAAGAUAAACAUCUUGAGGAUAAAACAUUAGAUGAAUUAGAUGAAUUAGAAGAUGAAGAGGAUGAAAGAAUUUUACUAGAAUAUAGACAGAAAAGAAUAGCUGAAAUGAAAGCUGAAGUAUCGCGCGAAAGGUUUGGUCAUGUGAUGCAAAUUUCGAAACCUGACUUCGUAAGAGAAGUGUCUGAAGCCAGUAAAGAUGUUUGGGUAGUAGUACAUUUGUUCAAAGAUUAG